CAGCGAGAAGCUGAGUCGCCAUUUUGAUUGUGAAGGUUUCUGUCACCACGUGAAGACGAGAAGCCCAAGACUUUACUACUAGACAAUCCAAGAGAGGAUUGAUUCAGGACCUCGACAGUUCUGAUUAAUGUUAUAGCAAAGUGACACACAGCAACAAUGCCCUCAAUAACACUGCCGCCUAAAGAGAACGCUCUCUUUAAGAGAAUAUUGAGGUGCUAUGAACACAAGCAAUACAGAAACGGGCUGAAGUUCUGCAAGCAGAUCCUUUCCAACCCCAAAUUUUCAGAGCAUGGAGAGACACUGGCUAUGAAGGGACUGACUCUGAACUGUCUGGGGAGGAAAGAAGAGGCAUAUGAUCUGGUCAGGAGAGGCCUUCGCAACGACCUGAAGAGUCACGUCUGUUGGCACGUAUACGGUUUGUUGCAACGGUCAGAUAAGAAGUAUGACGAAGCUAUCAAGUGCUACAGGAAUGCCCUUAAAUGGGACAAAGACAAUCUGCAAAUCUUGAGGGACCUCUCUCUACUGCAAAUCCAGAUGAGGGACCUCGAGGGCUAUAGGGAGACCAGGUAUCAGCUGCUGCAGCUGAGGCCCGCUCAGAGAGCAUCUUGGAUUGGUUAUGCCAUUGCUUACCACCUUCUACAGGACUAUGAGAUGGCAGCAAAGAUAGUGGAGGAGUUUCGCAAAACCCAGCAGACCUCCCCAGAUAAGGUUGACUAUGAGUACAGUGAGCUCUUGCUGUAUCAGAAUCAGGUGUUGAGAGAGGCAGGCCUUUUCAGAGAGGCUCUUGAUCACCUGAGCAGCUAUGAGAAACAGAUCUGUGACAAACUGGCCGUGGAGGAGGUGAAAGGGGAGCUCUUACUAAAAUUGGAUCGGGCUGAUGAAGCUACAGAAGUGUAUCGCAGACUGCAGGAGAGAAACCCAGAGAACUGGAGCUACUACCAGGGACUGGAGAGAGCACUGAAACCAAGGAAUGUGGAAGAGACACAGAAGAUAUAUGAAGAUGCAUGUGUGAAGUUCCCUAAAGGCUUAGUCCCCCUUAGAAUGCCACUCAACUUCCUCACAGGAGAGAAGUUCAGGGAGUGUCUGGACCGUUACCUGAGGAUAACUUUCAGUAAGGGAUGCCCGCCGCUCUUCACCACACUCAAGUCUCUCUACCAUGACGAGGAGAAGGUGUCAAUCAUUGAGGAAUUGGUAGUCAGCUACGAGAAGAGUCUGAAGAGCUGCAGAAUGUUCAGUCAGAAUGAUGAUGGGAAGACAGAGCCUCCAACCACUCUGCUGUGGGUCCAGUAUUUCCUGGCUCAGCACUUUGACCACAUGGGCCAGCACGCCAUCGCCCUGGACUACAUCAACACUGCCAUCGAGAGCACCCCCACACUUAUAGAGCUCUUCCUCAUCAAGGCUAAGAUAUACAAGCACGCCGGCAACAUCCGGGAGGCAGCGCGCUGGAUGGAUGAGGCUCAGGCUCUGGACACUGCUGACCGCUUCAUCAACUCCAAAUGCGCCAAGUACCUGCUGAAGGCUGGGCUGGUGAAAGAGGGAGAGGAGAUGUGCUCCAAGUUCACACGGGAAGGCACUUCAGCCGUGGAGAAUCUGAAUGAGAUGCAGUGUAUGUGGUUUCAGACUGAAUGUGCCUUGUCUUACAAGGCCAUGAACAAAUACGGAGAGGCGCUUAAGAAAUGCCAUGAAAUCGAGAGACAUUUUGUAGAAAUAACAGACGACCAGUUCGACUUCCACACGUAUUGCAUGCGGAAGAUGACUCUCCGAUCCUACGUGGCUCUGCUUAAGCUGGAGGACGUUCUACGCAUGCACCCCUUCUACUUCAAGGCUGCACACACAGCCAUUCAGAUCUACCUCGACCUGCACGACAACCCACUCUGCGACGACAACAAGGAGUCCCAGGCAGACAGUAUAAACCUGACGGAUAAGGAGCUGAAGAAGCUGAGGAACAAGCAGCGGCGAGCACAGAAGAAAGCCCAGCUAGAAGAGGAGAAGAAAAAUGCAGAGAAAGAGAAACAGCUGAAGAACCAGAAGAAAAAAAAAGAGGAGGAUGAGGAGGAGAUCGGGGGUCCUAAAGAAGAGCUCAUUCCUGAGAAGCUGGUGAAGGUGGAAAAUCCCCUGGAGGAAGCUGUGAAGUUCCUGACACCUCUGAAGAACCUGGCACGCAAUAAGAUAGACACGCACCUCCUGGCCUUCGAGAUCUACCUCCGCAAAGAGAAGCACCUGCUGAUGCUGCAGUCGGUAAAGAGAGCCUACAUCUUGGAACCUGACCACCCCUGGCUCCACCAGUGCCUCAUCCGCUUCCUCAAAGGGGUAGCUGACAAUAAGGGUCUUGCCCCACCUGUGCAGACUGUUCUGAAGAAGGAGAUUACACGCCUGUUUGGCGACUGUGACCCCAAGACCUAUAACAAAAACUUCUUGAGCAAGCAUGCCAGCUCUAUACCUCACAGAGUAGCAGCUGCUAAGAUGAUGGUUUAUCUGGACCCCUCCUCUGAGAGUAUGGCUGCAGAGUUGGCCUCCGCUCUAGACGAUUCCCUUAGUGGCAGAAGCAUAAAGACGUGCACAGAGGUUUUGCAGGCUCUACGGGAUGGUAGCCUGGGAUCAGGACAGCAGAAAAUUUUGGAGUCAUACCGUAUGUCCUGCCAUGCCCUCUACCCCUACUGUCUUGCCUUCAUGCCCCCUGGAUACCAGGACAAUGCUGUCAUAACAACGAAUGGAGACCUGUCGUCUGGUGACCAUGAGGACAUGACCAAUGAGAUAUGAUGGAGAGGCUUUGUUUUUUUUUUCUUCUUUGUAUGUGGCUGACUGCCAUUUCCAGACCGGAAG
This is a messenger RNA of Electrophorus electricus (electric eel), 2823 nucleotides long. It is a transcript of the gene naa15a, whose product is annotated as N-alpha-acetyltransferase 15, NatA auxiliary subunit a. Gene Ontology annotation, biological process: N-terminal peptidyl-methionine acetylation. The record is from RefSeq and is a predicted model, not a curated record. Gene Ontology annotation, molecular function: protein binding. Gene Ontology annotation, cellular component: cytoplasm; NatA complex. Lineage: Eukaryota; Metazoa; Chordata; Actinopteri; Gymnotiformes; Gymnotidae.